This is a messenger RNA of Lodderomyces pseudojiufengensis, 2685 nucleotides long. It is a transcript of the gene MUC1, whose product is annotated as Muc1p. Lineage: Eukaryota; Fungi; Ascomycota; Pichiomycetes; Serinales; Debaryomycetaceae. The transcript has a single exon. The record is from RefSeq and is a predicted model, not a curated record. Bases 1 to 2685 code for a protein of 894 amino acids.
AUGUCGAGUGAUCAAUUCAAAGCGGUAGGAAUUGCUACGAUAAAAGGAAUUGGUAAAGGUUCAAAAUCAUUGGGUCAAGCAGGAUAUAGAACAUAUAAAAAACAUGAAGCAAAGAGGAAUGGUACAGAAUAUGUUGAUCCAAUAAAGAAGGAAGACAAGUUAGAAAAAGAAGGAUCUCCCAAUGAUCAAGAAUACACCCCAUAUGUAGCUAAACCAUUACCAACUAAAGAAUCAUUACAAGCAUUUGCUCCACCUCCAAAAAGAAAUGUUGGAACAUAUAGUGUUAAGGACGGAAAAUAUGCAUCACCGCAAUCAACAUCGAAUCAGUAUCAAACACAACCUCAACAGCAGUAUCAACAACAACCGCAACAGCAGUAUCAACAACCUCAGCAGCCUCAACAACAAUAUCAACAACCUCAGCAGCAGUAUCAACAACCUCAACAACAAUAUCAACAACAAUAUCAACAACCUCAGCAGCAAUAUCAGCAACCUCAACAACAAUAUCAGCAGCAAUAUCAACAACCUCAACAACAAUAUCAGCAACCUCAACAACAAUAUCAACAACAACAAUUUCAGCAGGAGGUACAACCGCCAAAUUCUCGACCUCAACCUCAGCCUCAGUCGUAUACGUCACAACACAGUCAAGCUGUGCUCGGUUAUGAGGCAAAUUACCAGACAUCAACAAAUUCGACCCCGAUCCAGGACAGCCAACAAUAUCAACAGUCGCUGCAACAAUAUCUGCAAUUGCAACCUAAUAAUCAUAAUGGACAGUCAACGAACGAGCUCAACCAAAACAAUCCUCCUCCGGUGUAUCAGCCACACGAUCAAUUAAGAGAUCAAAACACAAUUCCUCCCAUUACUUAUACACCCAAUCAACAGAUACAAUCCUAUCAGCAACAGGACUCAUCAACAUCAGCUCAACCACAAACAAGUCAUGUAAAUACAGUGCCUCAGCCUACUCCGCAAUUUUCUUCACCAAUACCUAAUUAUACUCAAAAUAUCCAUCAAUCAACUCAGCAAAUUGAACCACCUGUUGAACAACAAAAACCCAAAAAGCCUGCACCUGAUCCAAGAUCAUUUGCUCCUCCACCGAUCAGAGGAAAUGCUGCUCCUUCUACUCCUCCAAGGUCAUCUAACAGAGUUUACACAAAUUCGACUGCCUCAAAGGGAAGCCAAACAAGCUUAAAUUCAUCGUCCACAAGUCAUUCUCAACCGCCUGUAUUACCUUCAAGAUCAAGUGCUCACAAUAAUUCACUGUUGAUUUCAAAUGAAAUGCCCAACAAGCCAGUGUCCCAGCCUUUGAAUUUGAAUUCCCUUCCUCCUCCUCCGCAGAUUUAUAGGGGAAGUCAGGAGCAAAUAGCGAAAUCUACCAAAAACAACAAACCAGAUAAAUCGAAAGUAUCAGGUAUUGAAAGUGAAACCAAUGAGUCUGCUGCACCACCAAUGCCAAUCAGACCUACCAAUGCGCCUGCAGAGUUAACUCCACCACCAAUGCCAUCAAGAAAAUCGGUUGAUCUAAAUGAAUUGGCGCAAAAAAAGAAGCCUCCUCCAAAACCUAUGAAAAAACCAAAGCUAGACCUGGAUUUUAGAGCAAAUAAAGGAGGCUCCGAUGUGCUGAAUGAAUUGGAAACUAUGUUCAAGAAAAUGAAUAUGAAAAAUAUUAGCAACAGCGACUCAAUUUCUGAAAAAGAUACCCUACAGCCAGUUAAAGCUAAACCGUCUAUUGGAACCAAGCCAACAUUGAAACAAAAACCUGAAAUUAAACCCAAAGUACCGGUGGCAACGUUGAAAACUCCAAAUGAAGCGUCUGUUCCAUCCUCUGCACUGGUAUCAAGCCCUUCUAAAGAAUUGACUCCACCCCCGGUACCUAAACCAAGGACUUAUAAAAGACAAGCCGUACCGAUUCCAUCUCAACAAUUAAACAAACCACCAGAUUUAGAUUUAGAACUAGAAACUCAAUGGUUUGCAAAUAGAGACAAAAUGCAACUCCCACGCUCUUUACAGGGCCUUAAUUACCAAACAAAUUACCUGUAUUCAACUCAUGGCUCAAUUGAAAGAAACAACAGAAUCAUUACAAUACGAUUAAAAGAUUUAUCUAUCCUUUCAUAUAAAUUUGAAUGGGAAUCCAAUAAAGUUUCGGGUGUUAAAGUGACUAUAGAUAAAUUUAUACCAUCACCUUUAUUUCAGACUCCAACUAAAGAAGAACUUAUUAGUAAUAAUGAAAGAUUUGGAAAUUAUAUAGCAGCUUGGAGUGAGCAUCAUAAAGGACAACAAGUAGGAAAUGGUGAGUGUUGGGAUUUAGCGAAAUAUGCAUUAUCAAAAGGUUGUGGAAAUCAUGCAUUUGUUUCGACAUAUUAUAUUCAUGGUUAUCCUAUAUUACAGAUAGGUAAAAAUUAUCACUUUUUAAACGGUUCCACACAAUUAGAUGAGAUUAGAAGAGGUGAUAUUUUACAAUUUAAAUCUUGUAAAUUUUUCAAUCCUCAAAAUGGUUCAAGUCAAACAGUUGGAAUGCCGGAUCAUACAAGUAUUGUUACUGGAGUUAUAGGUGAUAAAAUAAAAGUUGUCGAGCAAAAUGUGAAUGGUAUAAGAAAAGUUAAGGAUGGAGAAUAUAUUCCAAAGAAUUUAGUGGAAGGAGAAUUAUACGUAUAUAGAGUUAUGCCUGCAGAAUGGGCAGGAACAUUAUAA